Messenger RNA from Fulvia fulva, 1401 nucleotides. RefSeq names its product Acid phosphatase PHO1. Gene Ontology annotation, molecular function: acid phosphatase activity. Gene Ontology annotation, cellular component: fungal-type cell wall. The transcript has a single exon. The record is from RefSeq and is a predicted model, not a curated record. NCBI's taxonomy places the organism in Eukaryota, Fungi, Ascomycota, Dothideomycetes, Mycosphaerellales, Mycosphaerellaceae. Bases 1 to 1401 code for a protein of 466 amino acids.
AUGGUUCGCGCAGCUCUCCCUCUCCUGGCACUCCCAGCCUUGUCCCUGGCCUCAAGCCAGCAGCAGCCAUUGUACUCGGAGUAUUCCUUCAACCCACUCGAGCAUCUAGCAGGCAUCGCACCGUACUUCGAGCCUAGCGAUCCACCGCGGGAUCCGAAUCCUCCCCAAGGCUGCGAAGUCACUCGCGCAGCAUAUCUCGUCCGCCAUGCCGCCAUCAACGCCAACGACUUCGACUACGAGUCGUACCUCGAGCCAUUCACAGAUAAGCUCAAGAACACGACGGUAGACUGGAGCAAGAUCCCCGACCUCUCCUUUCUAUCAAAAUGGUCACCGCCAGAGCUCAAGGAACAGGAACGCGUGACACGAAGCGGCAAGCUGGAGGCAUCGCAGCUCGGCGUGCAGAUGAGCUUCAGGUAUCCCAAGCUUAACCUUCCGAAAAGAGUGUGGGCAAGCACAGCAGAGCGCACAGUGGUCAGCGCCGCGGCUCUGAUCCGCGGCUUUGAGAUGGAAGAGGAUGAGAUCGAGCUUGUGCAGAUUUACGAAGGCAAAGAAUCAGGAGCCGACAGCUUGACACCAUACAAGAGCUGCCCAGCGUACUCUUCGUCUCGCGGCUCUGAGCAGAGCCAAGCGUAUGCCAAACGCUACACUGCCCCGAUCCUCGCCCGCUUGCGUGCGCAGGCUCCUGCCUUCAACUGGACUUCCGACGAUGUGAUUGGCAUGCAAGAGUGGUGCGGCUAUGACACUGUCGUGCGCGGAAGUUCGCCAUUCUGCUCACUGGACCUGUUCAGCCCGGACGAGUGGCUUCAGUUCGAGUAUACACAGGACUUGAUGUAUCACCACAACACCGGCUACGGGAACCCUGCAUCUGGUGCCAUUGGCUUUCCAUGGUUGAACGCAACUGCGAACUUGCUCGCAUCGAACGACUCGGAAGACCAAGACAUCUACGUAUCCUUCACGCAUCGCGAGCUACCACCAACAGUCCUCGUCGCUAUGGGCCUGUUCAACAACUCUGCCAUGACUGGCGCCAACGAUGUGAACGCCACUAUGCCCACUACCCAGGUCAACUACCACCGCCAAUGGGUCAGCUCUUACAUCUUGCCAUUUUUGACAAACGUUGCCAUCGAGCAAAUGGACUGCUCGACAUCAUAUGGAUACGAGAAUGCGACUGAUCACACUUACUACCGCGUGCUGGUCAACCAGAGCCCACAGACUCUGCCUGGCUGCUUUGACGGACCGUCAGAAAGUUGUUCCGCUGCAGCUUUCGCAAAGUUCGUGCAAGCAAGGGGCGAAGAGGUUGGAGACUUCAGCUCUGUUUGCGGAGUCACGUAUGAUAACUCGACAGAUAUUAUGGCUUUCUACACCAACAGUACCCUGAAAGGCGAGACUGUUGGGAAGAAGUAG